This is a messenger RNA of Solanum dulcamara, 1553 nucleotides long. Its product is annotated as 6,7,8-trihydroxycoumarin synthase-like. The transcript is spliced from 3 exons. NCBI's taxonomy places the organism in Eukaryota, Viridiplantae, Streptophyta, Magnoliopsida, Solanales, Solanaceae. Bases 1 to 1491 code for a protein of 496 amino acids. Gene Ontology annotation, molecular function: oxidoreductase activity, acting on paired donors, with incorporation or reduction of molecular oxygen; heme binding; iron ion binding. The record is from RefSeq and is a predicted model, not a curated record.
AUGAUGUUCUUUCUAUUCUUAGUAGCCCUUCCUAUUAUUUUCAUUUUUCUUCUUCACAAAACCAAAAUAAGUAGAAAUACUUUUCUGCCACCAGGUCCUUUAGGUUUGCCAAUCAUUGGAAAUUUGCAUCAAUAUGAUAGUUUAGCCCCUCAAAUCUAUUUUUGGAAACUUUCCAAAAAAUAUGGAAAAAUCUUCUCACUGAAACUUGGUUCUACUCCAAUAGUCGUAGUUUCUUCAGCAAAAUUAGCAAAAGAAGUAAUGAAGACUCAAGAUUUAACAUUUUGUAGUAGACCCUCUACUCUUUGCCAGCAAAAAUUGUCUUACAAUUGUAGUGACAUAGUGUUUUCACCUUAUAAUGACUAUUGGAGAGAAAUUAGAAAAAUUUGUUUGCUUCAUUUAUUUAGUCUCAAGAAAGUGCAAUCUUUUAGUUCGAUUCGUGAAUAUGAAGUUUCAAGAAUGAUCAAGAAAAUAUCUCAACAAGCUACCACUUCACAAAUUACCAAUUUGAGCAAUAUAGUGGUUUCACUAACAAGUACAACUAUUUGUAGAGUUGCUUUUGGUAUUAGGUUUGAUGAAGAAGCACAUGAAAAGAGGAGAUUUGAUGAGCUUUUACAUGAGACUCAAGAAAUGCUGGCCAGCUUCUUUGUCUCUGACUUUUUUCCUUCGUUAAGUUGGAUUGAUAAACUUACUGGAAUGAAAAAUAGACUUGAGAAGAAUUUCAAGUAUUUGGACGAGUUUUAUGAAGAACUUAUUGAGAAGCAUGUUGAUCCCAAUAGGCCAAAAUCUAUGGAAGGGGACAUUCUUGAUAUUUUGCUACAAUUGAGCAAAGAACAAUCAACUCCAAUCAAUCUCACUUUGGACAGUAUUAAGGCAAUUCUCAUGAAUAUAUUUAUUGCUGGGACGGACACUAGUGCAAUUACAGUAGUUUGGGCCAUGACAGCGUUGAUGAAGAACCUGAAAGCCAUGAAGAAAGUUCAAGCGGAAAUUAGAAAAUGGGUAAGGAAAAAAGGCAUUGUAAAUGAAGAUGAUAUCCAGAAUAUGCCUUAUCUCAAAGCAGUGAUAAAGGAGACAUUUAGGUUGUAUCCACCCGUUCCAGUUCUAGUAGCAAGAGAGAGUAUCGAAAAUUCGAUACUAGAAGGCUAUAAAAUUCCACCAAAAACAGUCGUUCGUGUUAACUAUUGGGCUAUUGCAAGAGAUCCUGAGUACUGGAAAGAUCCAGAAGAAUUUAUACCUGAGAGAUUUUUAAAUAAUAGUAUCGAUUACAAGGGUCAAGAUUUUGAGUUGAUUCCAUUUGGAGCAGGACGGAGAGGUUGCCCAGGUAUUACGCUUGGCGUUGCAAUGGUGGAACUUAUACUAUCAAACCUUCUAUAUGCAUUUGAUUGGGAGUUACCUUUUGGAAUGAAGAUAGAAGAUAUCGACACAGACAUUUUGCCUGGAAUUACUAUGCAUAAGAAGAAUGAUCUUUGCCUUGUCCCUAAUAAUUAUAUGUAGACUACAUUUAGUUUUAGCUCGUGCAUGUGGAACAAAAUUCAGAAUAAGAAUACGAAUAUUAA